ACUUAGAGAGAGAAAGUAGGGGAUUUCUUUUGCCGUCGCUAGCCUUCUCACCGUCGUUCUCGUCCGCCUCCCGGCUCCGUACUAGGUUAGUCUUCCUCGUCCUUGUUCUUCCAUGUCUUCCCAAUCCUCCGUCUUUCGCCAGUCCGAGUCCGAGCGCGUUGCUGAGGGCUCUGUCGCCGGCCCCGCGCAGGAGAGCGACUCCCGCUCGCCCUCCGUCGAGGAGAUAGCCGAGGCGGUCGAGGUCCCUCUUCAGUCCGAGCCUCGUAACCAGAGGCGGACCAUUCUCGAGGACUCGGGGAUCCGAGCGCAAAGGUGCACCCUUACUCGGGAGGAGUACCGCAAGGCGAAGCGCCUAGCCUCGGCGCCGGGCGUUACCGUGCGCCGUCCCACUUCCGAACAGUCAGUGUUUGAUGCUCCUCCAGGUUGCUUCGCCAUCCACCUCAAGUCCCUUGAGUACGGGUUCCGCUUCCCCCUCCAUCAGUUAGUCAUAGAUUUUUUCCUCCAUUUUGAUUUUCUCCCUUGCCAAGUCGUGCCCAAAUCCCACCGCUAUUUGGCGGGAUUUCUCAUUCGUUGCCAGGGGACCGGGGUUCGCCCUGAUCUGGCCCGUUUCUUGCUUCUCUUCCGGUUGGCGAAGUCGUCUGGCCGGGCGAACUCCAACUCGAGCUCGUAUGCCUCAAUAUUCCAAAGACACGAGAAGCUCUUCAAGACGAGAAAGGACUCCGCCAAGAGUUGGAAGGGGAAAUUCGUCUUCGUUUCUCUUUCCUCGGGCUCCUCUUUUCAUAAAGAACCCCUCAGCUCCUUUCGUCGUCGCUCCGCGUGCGUCACCUCGGACAAGAUGCUUGAGGACGUAGAGACGCUCUGCCGAGGGGGGCCCUUCGAAGUCGGUGAAAUCAUGCUCUCCAGCGCCGAGCGACUGAAGCUCAUGUUCCCGGAUGCCCCUAGCGGCAACUCCCGGGCUCCUACCGUGGCUGGUCGUCCUCCGACUCUCCCCGUGAAGCCAACCCCCGAGGCGGCCGAGAAAAAGAAGAGAAAGGAGACGGCCUCGGCCAAUGAUACUCCCCAGGGGGUCUCCUUUCUGGACUGGGACUACGACCCGGAGACCUUUCUGCGUAGCUUGACUCCUCUCAUCGAUCGCGCCAAAAUCCAGGACGUCGACCGGGAAACUCUGGCCUCGGAUAUGUUUCACGAGAUGGGCUCGGCGAUGAUGCGCAUGGUCGACAUGAGCGAGCGGCUGCGCACUAGCGAGGCCGACCGGAGCAGGGCUUAUGUUGAAAUAGCUGACCUCAACGAGGCGCUAAAGGCGGCCAAGGAGCAAGCUCGCCAGGCCGAGGAGCGGGCCCAGCAGCUCGCGGAGGAGGCUGCUCGCAAGGCGCGCCAGGAGGCUCGCGAUCAGGCCGUUGCCGAGUUCCUAGCAUCGGAUGCGUUUCAGGAGGAAACCUUCGCUCGCAUGAACGAUUUGCUCAAGGCAUGGGGGCAGACUCCUGAGGGGAAGGCAUUCGCUCGCUCCGAGGGGACGUCGUGGUACAACCUCGGUUUGUUCCGAGCGCAGCAGGUCCUUUCGGACAGGUUCCUCGCCGGGGAGGACUUCCCCGAACCAUGCGACGAUCCUGAUGAGCUCGACACUUCCAUCUACUACACGAAUGGCGGGAACCCAGCCGGCGAGCAGCCGAAUGCCGAGUGAUAUGACUUGAAGCUUUGUUGUAUUUGAUGUAAUGGUGCUCAAAACUUCGUUGUUUUUUUUUUGAAUUCGGAUAUGUUAUGACUCGAUGCUUUGUAUGGA
Molecule: messenger RNA, 1780 nt
Organism: Cuscuta campestris
Lineage: Eukaryota; Viridiplantae; Streptophyta; Magnoliopsida; Solanales; Convolvulaceae
Source: the annotation of a GenBank genome assembly